Molecule: messenger RNA, 3712 nt
Organism: Scylla paramamosain (green mud crab)
Lineage: Eukaryota; Metazoa; Arthropoda; Malacostraca; Decapoda; Portunidae
Gene: Naa35
Product: N-alpha-acetyltransferase 35, NatC auxiliary subunit-like
Exons: 14
Coding region: 247-2382 (711 amino acids)
Biological process (GO): N-terminal peptidyl-methionine acetylation
Cellular component (GO): NatC complex
Source: RefSeq, a predicted model, not a curated record
UCAAUUCUGCAGCAUUAAGAUCACAACCAAGAUCGAGUCCUGUAGCAAGAUCAAGAUGAGGAUCAAGAUCACAACACUGAAGAUGGCAGCGAGCAGUGCCGAGACCUCGCUGGAGAAAAAUGAAUUUACUCCUAACAUCAGAGCAAUGCCACAGUGUUUUUGUGAUGUUCCAAAAGGGAGCUACCAUAUGUAAAUGCCCACUUAACAUGACUGCCACAUAUAACAAGUCUUCGUCCCAGCAGCACCAUGCCUCCGAGACCAGAGGUGACGUACAACUGGAUCAAUAUAACUUCAGAGUUCUUCCACGCUACUAAAGACCUGCAACUGGGUGAGCUUCUGCACGAUGACAUAUUUGGGUUGUUUGAAGCCAUGUCUGCCAUAGAGAUGAUGGACCCCAAGAUGGAUGCUGGCAUGAUGUGCAACAGAGGGAAGAAGGUUCUCAAUUUUGACCAGGCUGUGAAGGCUGGUGCUCUGAAGCUCAACAACCUCACAAUGGAGGAACUUGUCGGAAUCAUGGACUCAAUGCUAGCCUGCCUUGUCACCUGGCUGGAGGGACACUCAGCAGCCCAAACCAUCCUUACCUGCCUCUACCUACACAAACCCCUCAGUAUUGAGGACAGAGCACUGAGAGCAUUUUCAAUACAGACACUGAAACUCAUUGCCAUAAUUAACAAUGUCGUUCAUAGUGCUGGUGUGUUUGAAGAGGAGGACUUCCAGCCUGCCCUGUAUGGUUAUGGGGUGUGUUCAGAGGUGUCUGAGGUGCGUGCAGGAGGCAUGAUGAGGGAAGUGGAAGAGGAGCUACAGAGGGCAGUCAAGGCCACACGGAACAGACAAGGAGAACCAUGGGACCCCAAGAUGCAGAAACAGCACGAAGAUGCAGUGGCACUUUUCUCUAGAAUACGCUUCAUGCGGCUGUUCUAUGCUGCCCUAGCUGCUAUAAUGAGAAGAGAGCCUGUGUCCAUCCCUGAGGCAGAAAGAUGUCUGGCCUCAUGCAAUGAGCUGGUUUGUAUAAUGCAGAACACCAUUGGUCGAGGUUUGAGACCCAAGCAAGCCAAAGAUGAAGAAGGCAAUAAAGUGGACUACCCGGUGAUCAUGGGCUUUGAGCCUCUUGUCAACCAGCGCCUCCUGCCGCCCACCUUCCCCCGGUACACUCGGCUGAGGACACGCAAAGAGGCCAUGAACUACCUGGAGGAGAUGGUGGCCCGCCUGCGUCACAUCACCAAGAUCACCCACUGCACCAGCUUCCACUCGGCUCUGGAAUUUAUUGAAAAUUUUUCUGAGACUCGACCCUGUGUAUUAUCUCGGUCCCUGGCACAAGUCUUGUACCUGGGGGGGGAGAAGCUGUGGGGCGGCCAGGCAAUGGCAGAGGCCCUGAGGGAGGCUGCCAGAGGAUUUAUAUGUCCUCCUGCUCUUCUGCCUAAAGCACCAGUAAUGAACAAUACUCAGGCCAGAGACUAUGUUGACUCGUUCUUCAAUCGAUGUGUGCGGCCCUUUGAACAGCUGGUCCAGACAUGUGGGCACAACCGGGCACGUCAGAGGGAUAAAGUGGCCCAUCUCUUAGAAGAGUUUGCAAUGCUGCAGGAUGAGGCUGAUAAAGUGGAUGCAUAUCUACAUAAUGUCCUGUUGAAGAGUGACCAGCCAAGACCUCAUUUAGCCUACCUGGGCACCUGGGUCCUCUAUCACACACUAAGGCUGAUGAUCAAAUACCUGCUGACAGGAUUCACCUUAGAGCUUUAUGCUGUACAUGAAUAUCAUUAUGUCUACUGGUAUCUCUAUGAGUUUGUAUAUGUAUGGCUGGUGAGUGCGUUGUCCAGAGCAGAUGCAAUGUUGCUUGAGCAGGACGGCUACGACACAAACAGAGGGGGAAAGAGUGGACGCUCAUCGAAAAACAAAAAUAGAAACAGAAAAAAGCAUCGACCAUAUGGAAAGGAAAUCACGUACAACCAAGCUCUCCAGCAUCUGUGUGGAGGAUACUAUAAGGCAAUGUUGGGGUUGAGAGAGGCAGGGAAAGUCAAGUUACCACUUCAGGAGUUUGACAGUGAGCAGGUCCGUUAUGAGCACCGGUUCCUGCCAUUCAGCGUAGUGAUGACUCCGCCACCAGUGCACUAUGACCAGUUCCUCUCCAUGACCGACCUCUCAAACUUCUCACAGCCGGUGUCACCAGCCACACUCUUCCAUGAUGCAAGGAAUCACUUCUUUAAGGCACGCUCUCUUCUUGAAACUAUACAUGCCCCAAGUACUGAGGUUCAGCAGCUACUGAAAGUUGUGAAGACGAACUUUGUUGUCAUGAAACUCCUUGAAGGCGGCCACAAGGCUGACGACCCCACUCGCCCUCAGUUUGACUUCACCACUCACCCGUGCUUUCCCAUCAUCAAGAUUUAGCAGAAAGUUGUUAGGAAGCGAGUUCCAAAGGAACUCCUUCCUAUCAAUGAGACAGAAGAAGGUAGAUAAUCUGGAUUUAAGAUUUAUUACAGGAGGCAUCUAUUUUUGCACAAACCAUAUUUACCACCACUGUAGAAGACAAGAGCUCUAGAGUAUCACCUUGAAUGGAAUGAUUUGUAAAUACUGAAGAUACUAUACUAUAUUUAGCAUACAUGAAGCACAGUUAGUCUGCAGAUUGUGUAAGGUUUUAUAUGCAUCUAAUCCUGUAUUUAUGAUCUGUAGAUUCCACUUUCCUAAAUGCAAACUUUAACAGGAAACAUUUGAAAGGAUAUUUGAAGCAUUGAAUUUAGGCUUCAUGGCAAAUACAAUGUUGCUUCCAAGAUGCUGGUAUUUUUGAAGUGCAUAAUAGCAUCUUGUGUUUUCUUUCAUUAUUCUGAGAACAACAGUACCUCAGAUAUUUGGGAGAAUCUAGGAAACUAACUAAGAAGGAAUAUCCACAUCAUGAAAGACAAAACCUAACCUACCAUAUCUAACUACAUACGAAAGUGCUCUAUGGAAGUAGAAUGUCACACUGUAUAGUCGGAGCUAAGAUCACAUGCCUGAGGGGACCAACAGCUGUACAAGGGCUAUGAAAACCCUUCACACUACAGCACUACAGCAGGUAAAGCUCAGACAUCUAGUUGCAUCCCAGACUCAUUUGUCCUUAGCUUUGAUAAUGUAACUUAAAGCUUUGAUCUGUCAGGACAAGGGCAGCCAGUCGGCUAAGGUCAUUGAACGUCUGUUGCUGGAGAAUAUACUAACAUGCCCUAUAUAUUUUGAGCCGAGGCAAGCAGCAGUGAAAAAGCAUGAAUUGUGGCCAGUUAUUUUUGCACAUCUUCAGUAGAGGAACACCUGUAACCAAGUGAAGUGUGCUCUCUCAUGCCCAGUGUAAUAUGCACCUUGUAUGUGUAAUUUAUUAUAUACAGUAGUAUUUGUAUAAAGUGUAUGAUUGGAGAACAAUAUACUCUCUGCAGGACAAAAUAUAUGCUCUCAAUGAAGAAUCUUUGGUGUUUAUAUUGAAGAAAAAAUGUCAAUUCAGUGGCAAGAAACAGUUGAUCAUUUGCAGUCAGUACUGCCAGUUCAGUAAUAGAUAUCAAAACCCAUUAUCUGAAACAAAGCUGCUGAACUCUUCAGUGUAUUGUGUGGGAUAUUUAUUCAUGGAAAUAUAUAGCACUUGUAAAUUAUUGUGCCUAUUUAUUAAUUUUUUCACUGAUAUUGGCUGUGAUAUAAUCCAUCACACCAUAUAUUGUUUUUCAUAGUGAAGUAAAUUUUUUUCCAACACAUUAAGUUG